Messenger RNA from Centropristis striata (black sea bass), 3323 nucleotides. RefSeq names its product eva-1 homolog C (C. elegans) (gene eva1c). Bases 386 to 1690 code for a protein of 434 amino acids. Lineage: Eukaryota; Metazoa; Chordata; Actinopteri; Perciformes; Serranidae. Gene Ontology annotation, molecular function: carbohydrate binding. The record is from RefSeq and is a predicted model, not a curated record. The transcript is spliced from 8 exons.
UUACUGCAGGUCGCUUUCAGUUUCCACAUGCAUCUAUUCACAAACCUGCGCUGUUGAACAGUAAAGGAGAGUCGGACUGGGAGUCUCACCACGCUGCGGAUUAAUCACCUCGUCUGUCACUUUUCACCAACUUGUUGCGCAGCUGCUAUUUCUAACCUGCUCUGCUGCACAGUGGGCACGAUUCAAACAGCCACACAGACGCUGUUCUGUGCUGAUAUUCUCUGUGGAGGAUAAAGCGGUGGCUUUCUCUGCUACUACUUUCUAACUGCACUGCGUAUAAACCAUAAGUAGGGGAGAUUACGUUUUUUUUAUUUUAUUUUUUUAUGAAGUCCUGCAGCCUACAGGGGCUUUUCCAGUCUCUUUAAUAUGAUCUCAGACGCAGGGGAUGAGAGUCAUGAGCUGGACGCGUCCUUGCCACGGACUAGACUGGAGCCAAAGCCUCUUCUACCUGAUUUUACUCCUGUGGACCAGACGCAUGAAUGCACUGGCUGACUUUUCAAAUUACCUUUCCAGGAUCAUCACCAGUCACUCUGCUCAGGCGUGUGACGGCCACCCUCUGCGCCUCCACUGUCCACGCCACUCCACCAUCUCCAUCCAGACUGCCUUCUAUGGUUCUGGUGAGGCGCGGCUGUGCAGAGCUGACCCGGACGCUCCGCUCAGAGCCGACAACCACAACUGCUCAGCUUUUACUGCUCUACAGAAGCUUUUGUCAGAGUGUCAAAGCCACAGAGAUUGUCAGCUGCCUGUCAACCACCUGCUGUUUGGCAAGGACCCCUGCCCUGGCACCACCAAAUACCUUCACGUGGACUACAAGUGUAAGCCAACUGAACACAAAAGACAAGUGGUGUGUGAGGGGGAGACAAUGACCCUGCGCUGUAAGCCCCCCAAGGUUCUCAACAUCUAUGCAGCUGUCUACGGGAGAAGUCUUGGCCAGACUGACACCUGCCCCUCACACCUGACACAACCACCCCCAUUUGAGUGUCUGAACCACGAGGCUGUACACUUGGUGUCCAAAUCCUGCUACAGCAAACAGAAGUGUGCUGUUGCUGUCAGCAACCAGACCUUCAGGGACCCCUGCUUUCCAGGAACCAGAAAGUACCUCAGUGUGGUCUAUUCUUGUGUAGUACCGCAGACUUUACUAAGAGAGGCAGACCCUUCCAUCUUCGGCUCCACCUCAUCCCCUACUGUAGAGACAGAGAAAGCAGCCCCUCCUCCACAUCUGAAGGAGCCUUUCCCCAAAGGGUCAAGAAGGCCAGACAACUCAGGAGCCAUGAUGAGCAACUCUCUCCUGACUUACGCCUACAUUAAAGAGCAUCCAGAAAUGGCAGCGCUGCUCUUCACCUCCAGCGUGUGUGUUGGUUUACUGCUCACACUGCUGGCUGUAUCAGUCCGAGUAACCUGCAGAGGGAGCCGAGUGGGAGAUCACGGACUCAAACCAAAGUCUCGUAGCCAGGCUGUCAACCUCCAGGAGGAGGAUGAUGAUGAGGACGAUGAAGAUGAUGAUGAUGAUGAUGACGAAGAGGGAACAGAAAGCUCUUUAAUCUCAGCCACAGAGAGGAAGGCCAUAUACGACUGGGAGGAAGUGACUUAUGUGAGCGAGGCAGCUGAACGGGCGGAGAGGAUUGAGCGCAGGGAGAUGAUCAUACAGGAGAUACGGAUGAACGCCUAUCUGAAUGGCAGCUCGUGUUAAUUAAUUAAACUGUGACCCAUGGAUGCUUUUCCAGCACCUUCAGGAUUUUUUCAGGAUUCUCUGCAGCAGCUCCAAGCCUCUGAAUGUUAACAAAACAAGAAACUUUUUCUCUCUUUUUUUUAAAGCAGUUUGUUGUAUAAAUCUGCAAUUUUUGCUGUUUAAAUGACCACACAUCCACCACAAAAUAAAGCUGUGAUUGCAGGUUUGAAUACUGUGAAAAUCACAAGUGUUGACAGAAGGCACACAGCUGCCAUAGUUAGUUAGUUCAUGUCAAGUCAUUGUUCUAUACAGUGGCAAGAAAAAGUAUGUGAACUCCUUGAAAUGACAUAGUAUUCUGCAUUCAUUUGUCAUAAAAUGUAAUCUGAUCGACAAAAAACACUGUAGACAAACACAAUGUGCUUAACCUAAUACCACACAUAACAAGCAAUUAUAAUAUUUCAUAUAUCUUUAAUGAACACAUCCAUUAAACAUUCAGAGUGGAAUAAGUAAGUGAACCCUUCGGCUAAUGACUCCAUCAAGAGCUAAUUGGACUUUUGAGAUUUGAGUGAGGUGAGGAGCUACUUUGACCUAUAAAAACACCCAAACUUCUUCUUGCCCCUGUAUAUAGCCUAAUAUCACAAAUCACAAAUGUGCCUUAUUUGGCUUCACAUUAUAUAACCAUAUAACAGGAAAAAGAAGGAGCUUAGGAAAGGCAAAACAGGACGGACAGGCAAUAGAUAUUGUGUGUAUGGAAUAGACCAACAUGGCACUAACUGUACUGAUAGCAGCUGUAUCAAUGAAAGUGUUCAAACACUAAAAAACAAAGAACGUGUCAGGGAACAUGAUAUGUCAUGACACCUUCAGUUUGCUUGAAGAGACCAUGAAACACAGUUGCUGUCACCCUAUAACACCCUGUGAGUUUUAACUCCAGAAUGAAGCCUUGUCAUCAUGGACAAUAUGUGGCUUAACAAGUGUUAUCUAUCCCAACAAGAAUAGGCACAUUACAGUGUUUUCCCUACAGUAUAACUACAUUAGUGGUCGUUAAAAUUGUCAGCUGUUCAUACCAUAGACCCAAGGUAUGUGUUACAAUUCCACCUACUAGGACUCUUUAAAUCGCCACAUUAUAUGCAGGAUGUUUUUUAAAUGCAGUGUUCCUGGAAACCGGCCACUCCUCUCUGAAUCACUACUUUGGCUCCGUCAACUGUUUCACACAGUACAAUUAAACUCUCAAUUUGAACUCUACAACUUCCUCAUCCCUGCUGGGACAAGAGCUGGAACGUUCCUGCCUCAGAGCAACACCGACUUUUAGAGGUGUGCGUGCAUGUCACUGACGGGAGACAAAGAGAGGAAAGGUGUAGCAUCCUUGUCCCUGCACUCAAGGGAUGUUAGACUGUUGAAUCACUACCUCUUAGCAUUUGUUGAAUGUCAACACGACCUUAAUGAAAAAAAUUGUAUGAACACUGUUUAUACACAGGCUGCAAUAGAACAUAUAUUUUACGUUUUCACAGUAAAAAUACAGUUAAUUUAGAUUAAACUUGCAUUUAAUCCUGUUUGUACAGCUUCAAUAAACAUGUAACUUUACAACAGGGUGAAAAAAAUCUGUAAAGGAAAACAGGGAUCAGACUUCAGUUCAAAUAAAACUUGUUUAUAAUGA